AUGGUUACCACACCAGACAAACACAGCAGUUUAAACACUUCUAUAAUUGCAAACUUUUGUAAAGAGUUCAUUAACAAAACUCCGCCCCAAGCAAGUCCAGGCAACUUACUCGUGAUACUUGUGGUUACUUUAUCGAGACGAUUGCGUUCUAUCACCAACUUCUUUUUGGCGAAUCUUGCUGUGGCUGACUUGUGUGUGGGAGUGUUCUGCGUCUUCCAAAACUUAUCCAUAUAUCUAGUGCCGAGCUGGGUGUUCGGUAACUUUCUAUGCAAAAUGUACCAGUUCAUACAUUCUUUGAGCUACACGGCGUCUAUUUUCAUCCUGGUUGUGAUUUGCACCGAGAGAUACUUCGCCAUAAUUCAUCCGAUUACUUGCAAACAAAUUCUCACCUCGACGAGACUAAGGUUGGUAAUAUUGGGCGUGUGGGUGACGAGUGCGGCAUACAGCGCCCCAAAGUUCAUAUGGGUGGAGACUAUCACCAACAAUCUGGGUGAUGGAAAUACAGAGACAAUAUGUAUAGCGCAUCGAAAGAAAUUCAACUCGGAACUGUUCGACAUGGUGAACUUCGGGCUUCUGUACGUGGCGCCUCUAUCAAUCAUGACG
Messenger RNA from Manduca sexta (tobacco hornworm), 603 nucleotides. Its product is annotated as trissin receptor. The transcript has 4 exons. The annotation marks the transcript as partial. Gene Ontology annotation, cellular component: membrane. Gene Ontology annotation, molecular function: thyrotropin-releasing hormone receptor activity. NCBI's taxonomy places the organism in Eukaryota, Metazoa, Arthropoda, Insecta, Lepidoptera, Sphingidae. The record is from RefSeq and is a predicted model, not a curated record. Gene Ontology annotation, biological process: G protein-coupled receptor signaling pathway.